AUGUUCGAGACCAGACCACGUAGAGAGUCCAUAGACGCAGGCUCACCAACACCGAGCUGAGCCCCGCAGCCGCACCGCCGCGUCGACCGCGCCCACCGGAAACCCCUCCUCCGCCCUCCUCGGAAGCUGUUUUACGCUCCUCGCCGGUCGUCUCCGCCAUGGCAGGGCAGUCACGGAAGUGGAUGAUCCUGGUGGCGACGAUCUGGAUCCAGGCGUUCACCGGGACCAACUUCGAUUUCUCGGCCUACUCGUCGAGCCUCAAGUCGGUGCUCGGGGUGUCGCAGGUGCAGCUCAACUACCUCGCGGUGGCCUCCGACCUCGGGAAGGUCUUUGGGUGGUCGUCGGGAUUGGCCUUGAUGUAUAUGCCCUUGUGGGUGGUGCUCUUCAUGUCGGCCUUCAUGGGGUUCAUUGGCUAUGGCCUCCAGUGGCUCGUCAUCAGGGAAAUCAUAACCCUUCCUUAUAUCCUGGUCUUUCUUCUAUGCUUGUUGGCCGGUUGCAGCAUCUGCUGGUUCAACACCGUGUGCUUCGUCUUGUGCAUCCGCAACUUCCCGGCCAACAGGGCGCUCGCGCUGUCCCUCACGAUCAGCUUCAACGGUGUGAGCGCCGCCCUUUACACCCUGAUCGCCGACGCCAUCAACCCGUCCUCCAGCGCUCUCUACCUCCUCCUCAACGCCCUGGUCCCCCUCAUCACCUCCUUCAUGUCCCUCGUCCCGAUCCUCCGGCAGCCCUCGCUCGACCCCCUCCCGCCCGACGCGGUUGGCCGCGACUCCCUCAUCUUCCUCAUCCUCAACAUCCUCGCCAUCAUCACGGGCGUCUACCUCCUCCUCGUAGGCUCGACCUCCGACACCGCCUCAGCCCUCCUCCUCCUCGGGGGAGCGCUGUUUCUGCUGUUUUUCCCCCUAUGCAUCCCUGGGAUCGUGUACGCUCGGGGCUGGUUCCGCCAGGCGAUCCACUCUAGCUUCCGGGUCGAGGGCUCGUCGUUCGUCCUGGUUGACGACGACGACCUCGAGCUGCAUAAGGAGCUGAUAACCCGCGAGGCAAGCAUCCACGAGAACGGGCUGACACACCUGAUCAGCGAUAACGGGUUGUCGUACGGGCUGACGAGGCACAAGGCCGAGGGGUGUUGCGAGAGCAUUGUGGGGAGGCAUCAAUUGGCAAUGCUCGGUGAAGAACAUCCUGCAAAAUUGCUGGUGAGGAGGUUGGAUUUCUGGUUGUACUACAUUGCAUACUUCUGCGGAGGGACCAUUGGCCUUGUGUACAGCAACAACCUAGGCCAGAUUGCUGAAUCCCUGGGACAGAGUUCGAACACCACGACGCUCGUCACACUCUACUCAUCCUUCUCCUUCUUCGGCCGCUUGUUCUCCGCCGCUCCCGACUACAUUCGCACGAAGUUCUACUUUGCGAGGACCGGGUGGUUGACGGUCGCGCUCUUGCCCACUCCGGUCGCCUUCUUCCUGCUUGCCGCGUCGAGCAGCAGUGCAGCGUUGCACGCGAGCACCGCCUUAAUUGGGCUUAGCUCAGGGUUCAUAUUCGCAGCGGCGGUCUCGAUCACAUCCGAACUGUUCGGCCCCAACAGCGUUGGGGUGAACCACAACAUCCUCAUCACCAACAUACCCAUUGGGUCACUGUUAUACGGGCUCCUCGCAGCCAUUGUCUACGACGCGAACACGAGAUCCGGCUAUGGCAUAAGCAUGGUCGCCGACUCGAUGGUGUGCAUGGGGAAGGACUGCUAUUUCCAAACGUUUGUGUGGUGGGGAUGCAUUUCGGUUGUGGGAUUAGCCUCUAGUUUGCUAUUGUUCUUGAGAACCCGACCCGCUUAUGAUCGGUUCGAACACAAUCGGAUCAUCUCUAGUCAACUGGAUGUAGGGCAAUAAUGCAAUUGAAUUCAAUAGGGAAAGUUGAUUACAGUUUAACUUA
Molecule: messenger RNA, 1917 nt
Organism: Syzygium oleosum
Lineage: Eukaryota; Viridiplantae; Streptophyta; Magnoliopsida; Myrtales; Myrtaceae
Product: protein NUCLEAR FUSION DEFECTIVE 4
Exons: 3
Coding region: 159-1874 (571 amino acids)
Cellular component (GO): membrane
Source: RefSeq, a predicted model, not a curated record